AUGUUGGAAGGACAAUCUCAUCCUGAUCCCUUGGAUCCUGCCUCCAAACAUGCCCCAAAAUGGGUACAAGCUACUGGAAACAACCUGCCUCCGGAUGCUAUGCAAGGAGGAAGUGAAGGUUCACACCCUCUCUUCAUUGCUCGAGCAUCCAUUGAUGGUGGAGUUCAUCCUGGCAAAUGUGGUCCAACCAUGGAACCUAGUGGGGCUCAUUUCUCAACGCUUUAUCGAUGGGAACGAAUCAGUAAAGGAAUCACCACCAUGAUGGAAUUGAAGAAGCAAGGAGUCUUGAAGCCUGUCACUGGUGGAUUUGAAAAGGAUGGUCGUCCGUUGUAUGUCUGUCAAGCCAUCCAUGAAGAUGACAGCGGUCAAACUGUACAUCCUGGCAAAUGUGGCAUGCACAUGCCUGAAGGUGCUCAUUAUGCAUAUGGUGGAAACGAACGCACCACUGAACGUUUCAGCUUGUUGAUGAUUGACACCUCCAUGCUUGGAACCGAAACUCCAGCUCCUCCUCGUCAAUCUGAAGGUGGUUAUCCUUUCCGUCCAACUGAAAGUGCCUUUGGUGAUGGUCCUGGUCCAACUGAAGGUGCUUAUGGUGGUGAACCUCCUCGUCGAACUGAAGGUGAUGAUGGUAAUUAUCCUCCUCGUCAAUCUGAAGGUGGUCUUCGUGAAUGGGCCGAAGGAAUCACAUAUGAGCCAGGUCAGGUCUACCGCUACAAUGGCGAAGACUAUACUGUCAUCCAAGGUCAUACGGCCCAUCCUGGUGCUGGCUGGAAUCCUGCAGCAACCCCAGCACUUUGGCGUCGAGGUGGGAACUGCUAA
Messenger RNA from Synchytrium microbalum, 819 nucleotides. RefSeq lists its product as uncharacterized. Gene Ontology annotation, cellular component: extracellular region. The record is from RefSeq and is a predicted model, not a curated record. Gene Ontology annotation, biological process: carbohydrate metabolic process. The transcript is spliced from 5 exons. Gene Ontology annotation, molecular function: carbohydrate binding; hydrolase activity, hydrolyzing O-glycosyl compounds. NCBI's taxonomy places the organism in Eukaryota, Fungi, Chytridiomycota, Chytridiomycetes, Synchytriales, Synchytriaceae. The coding region runs from base 1 to 819 and encodes 272 amino acids.